Molecule: messenger RNA, 1319 nt
Organism: Actinia tenebrosa (Australian red waratah sea anemone)
Lineage: Eukaryota; Metazoa; Cnidaria; Anthozoa; Actiniaria; Actiniidae
Biological process (GO): regulation of gene expression
Cellular component (GO): nucleoplasm; chromatin
Molecular function (GO): RNA binding
Source: RefSeq, a predicted model, not a curated record
UGGGAGAGAGUAGUGUCUGGAGUGGUAUUGAAAAGGGAGAAAAAAACUAAACUCGAAGGUCUUUAUCAUUAGAAUUCUUUAAASAAGAAUUAAUGGCCCUGUGCUUACGAUUACUGCGAUCUGGGAUACGAAAAUCUCUUUCUGUUUUGACUUACCAAGGGUCUAAGAACUCGACGCUUUAUACAACAUGGCCGCGUGCUACACAACUAACGGCGAGCUGGAAUAUUCGUUUUCUCAGCUCUCUUCAAAAUCAGAUAGAGUUGACUCCAGAAAAGGARCUUGAGAAAAACAGGAGAACUAUCUUUGUUGGUGGAUUUGAAGCAGGAACAACGGAAGAUAUCUUAAGGCAAUAYUUCGCAAGCUUUGGAGAAGUUCAAAGCGUACGUAUUGUCAAAACCUUUCUUGGGUACUCAAGAAAUUAUGGUUUUGUGUGCUUCAAAGAUCCUGAAGUGGCAGAUGAAGUUCUUGAAAAGAAGCAUGUUAUUUUAGAUAGGGAUAUCGAUGUUAGGAGAGCAAAGAAAUACCGAGUUGUUUAUGUUGGUGGYUUACCCUCACACUUUACUGAAAAAACUAUAAGAGAUCAUUUCUURCAGUUUGGUAAUGUUGAAUCGGUUCAGUUUAUUGACAACGCCAAGAUAAAAUCGAAAUCAGGUUUUGCUUUCAUUACGUUCAAUGAUGUUAAUGAUGCUAAAAAAGCACUUGAACAGGAAAAACAAGAGAUUGAAGGAUAUGAAGUUAAAGUCAAACCAMGAGAUGCAUCUGAUAGAGAUGUUGAAGCUGAGGUCUCAGACUCUAAAAAACUAAAAGUAGAAGGUCUUCCGUUUGAGACUACAGUGGAACAACUAAGAGACCACUUUGAACAGUUUGGACAACUCAARGCGAUUAAUCUUCUUAUUAACUCCAAACGAAAGAUGUGUGUUGGGAUAUUACUCUUCGAAAGCUUGGAAGGGGUCGAAAAUGCAUUAAGUAAUGAAUAUCAUGAAAUUGAAGAAUGCCCUGUAAAUGUUGCUAGAGUUCCAGACAGUGUUAACUUUGGUACAAGAGAGAAGGCAAUUUUCAUCGAGAAUCUUGCAAGCCAAACAACAGAAUCCACCAUACUAAAUUACUUCAGAAGGUUUGGCCAGAUUGCCAAGGUCCAUUUGGUGAGGAAUCCCAGCACUGGUAUAAGUGAAGGUUGUGGAGUUGUGAAAUUCMGAAGACCUAUACCUGCAGAACAAUUUAAGAAUAUUUCAACACACCUUAUUGAYGGUACUCCUGUCCAAGUACGUCGCCGUGGCCUUAAGCUUCGUCCAGCUCUGGCUCUCAAUGAAAUAAGUGGA